Molecule: messenger RNA, 2676 nt
Organism: Closterium sp. Naga37s-1
Lineage: Eukaryota; Viridiplantae; Streptophyta; Zygnematophyceae; Desmidiales; Closteriaceae
Source: the annotation of a GenBank genome assembly
AUGCCGACCAUCGAGCGUUCCAGCCUCGUGGACGGAUUGUUGCUUCCCGUUAAGGUCGUACCCACGUCUUACCUCUACGACGAGCGCGGCUCGGCCCUGUACGACUCGAUCACGCGCCUCCGGCAGUACUAUCCGUUCCUGGAAGAACGCCGGCUGCUGAAGCAGCACGCGAAGGAAAUCGCGCAAUUGAUCCCGCGCGACGCUGUGGUGGUGGAGCUCGGAUGCGGGAACGCGCUUAAGACCCGCGUGCUGCUUCAGGCGAUUGCCGAACACCAUGGGAGGUGCCGCUUCGCGGGAAUCGACGUUUCCGAGGCGUUUCUGCUCGAGGCGCGUCGCAAUAUCUUGGCGGCGGUGCCGCGAAUGACGGCGGGCGACGUGGAGCUCGUGCAGGAGGAGUACUUAGACGGGCUGCGCUCCGUGCGGCGACGGCACCCCGACGCCACGCUCUGCGUGCUCUGGCUCGGCAGCAGCGUCGGUAACAUCCCUGAUGAAGACAUUGUGGAGUUCUUCACCACUCUGCACCGCAUUGGUGGAUCCAACAUGCAGCUGCUGCUCUGCACUGACCUCUGGAAGGACCGUGACGUGCUGCACGGCGCAUACGACGACGACCAGGGCGUCACAGAGGAUUUCAUCAAGAACGGCGCGCGCAACGCAUUCCAAUCGCUCGGCAUGCGCGCUGCUGACGUGGACGAGGUCGCGUGGAAGUAUGACGUGGUGGUGAACGGUGAACUGAGGCGCGUGGAGAUGUGGUUGGAGUUCCCGCAGUCCAUCUCGCUCCCUCACACGCCUGUCUCUAUCGGUGCGGGGGACCGCGUGCUGAUGGAGAUUUCGCGCAAGUUCACCCCACAGGACAUAGCAGCGCUGGCCAGCAAGUCCGCCAUGCUCAUGCACGCCGCGUGGCGCUCGCCUCUCUACGGCAUGCAGCUGCUGCUGCCGCAGACGCUCGCUCUUCUUGAGUGCUGGCGGGAUGCUGACGCCUUCUUUGAUGCUCUGGAUGACUGGAGCGUCAAGCCGAUUGAGUUCCGCCACCCCUUCUGCUUCUACUAUGGCCACUUAACAGCCUUCGCCAUUCUCAAGCUGCUCCCGGCACGCGCACCCACGGCCCUCGACACCAUGUUCUCUCGGGGCAUCGACCCGCUCCUCCUCGACCCCUCGCAGUGCCACGCGCACCCAGACGUGCCCCUCACAUGGCCUUCCCAGGCCGAAAUCCAGGCCUACGUGCGAGACGCACGCAGGGAGAUCAUGGCUGCAAUGCAGGCUUCAGCUGAGGGAGAGCAGGAGGAGGGAGAGAGGGCGGUGAAGGUGACAGCGCGGCAGGUGGCGCUAGCAGUGGAGCAUGACAGGAUGCACAUUGAAACCCUCUCCUACAUGCAACUACAGGCGGAUAAGCAAUCCUUCCUGGCAUCUCCACUCCCACUUUCCCCUCCUCCUUCUGAUGCUGACCUCCCUUCCCCGUCCUCCACGGCAACAGAACCCGCAUCUCUCCACCCGAACUCGCCGUUUAUCCUCGAAUCUCCUCAUCCCCCUGCCGCUGCAAAGCACAACUUGGCUCUACUUCGAGAGUCGCUGGCUGGUGAUCUCGAUGUGCUAAUCCCAGCAGGGAAGGUGGCCAUGGGCACCGAUGUGACUGGCGACAAGGACGGAUUCGUGUGGGACAACGAAGGCCCGCCGACCGUCUCCCUGGUGCCUCGGGAUUUCCUCGUGUCGUCCCAGCCAGUCUCGGUCGCGCAAUUCCAUGCGUUCGUGACUGAACUGAAGGGGUACAAGAGGGAGGAGCUAUGGGAGGGGGAGGACUGGGAUUUUCUGCAGAAGCAGGGGCUUACCUGCCCGGCCUCCUGGAGCUUUGUCAAGCGCAUGAGGGGUGGGAGUACGGACGGGGAGGGGAGCGGGGAGGACGGUGUGAUGAUGGCUGAUGAGGAAACAGCUGAUGGGAACGGGGAGAAAGUGGUGGGCGGGGAGGAGGAGGGAGAGUACUGGGUUCAUACUCACCUAGGCCUGGGCAAGGGAACAGAAGCGAAGCCUUGGUACGAGGUGGCAGAUGCACCUGUGUGGGUUAGCCUGGCUGAAGCCCAGGCGUUCUGCCGGGCUGCAGGGAGCGAGUACCGGAUUAUGAGCGAGGCGGAGUGGAACCAGAUUGUGUCUCAGCCGCCGCCGUUCCUUCUGCCGGCUGACAUCAUGUCUUUCAAUGACCAAGACGACGACGGCAACAAGGGGAAGUCUGGGAAGUUGUCUCCGCUGUCUGAGAACGGCAAGGGCAGCGGCAAGGGACUGGUUUCUGGGGCAACGACGACGAAGAAGCAGCACAAGGACGGGAAGUUAUCCCUGCUUGCCAAUGGUGUUGGGAAGUUUGAUCUCAACUCUGCUGAAGAACCGGCUGAAGAAGAUUCGGUCAUGGAAGGGAAUCGGCUAGCGGAGCUGCAGCAGAGCGUGCGGGAAGGAGGGUGGGAGUGGACCAGCUCUCCCUUCGAGCCGUUCCCAGGGUUUGAGAAGAUGGACGAGUAUCCUGAAUAUUCCACAGACUUUUUCGACGGCUGCCACUUUGUGCUCAAGGGGUCGUCGCCUGUGACGCACCCGUGCAUGGUUCGCGACUCGUUCCGGAACUACUACCAGCGCCAGUACCCGGUUGUGUUUGCCAAGUUCCGGUGCUGUAGGGAUGUGGCCAGGAGCGUUGUCUGA